UAAAAACAAAUAACCGGAAUAUAACCGGCUUUACACAAAUCAAUUGCUAGCACUUUCCUUUCUCCCGGACUUCCUUGAUGUGCUUCAGACAUGGAGUCAUGGACAAUCAUUGCGACGUCAAAUCAGCGAAUCCAAUUUAAUCAAUGUGAAACUAUGGUCGUAAAAGAAACAAAGAGAACCAUCCGGACAUCUCUUUCUCUGGUGAUGCUCUUGAACAUGGAACUGUACAUUGGAACACCACGUGUUUGAUACACGAACCCACAUUGUUUCUAUUCUCCAGGCAUCAGAGAGCAUGCAGCCGGGAGUGCGUUGAAUUCAUUUCUUCAAAGACGUGCAGAGAACAUCAAGAGAUCCAGGACCAAUCCUCCAGUGAUUGCCAAUGUUGCAAUCGCUCUUAAUGACAAUGGGCAAAAUAUCUACCCAUAAACAUGGAUAAGCAGGGUCUAUGGUGCUAAAUUUUCAAAAUUACUAUCAGCCUUAUCUCGAUUUCAAGAUCUGCUCAGUUAUGUGAUGGCUUGAUUCUCAAUUUCAGUCAAGAAACAGAAUAAAAAUCAUUGCCAGGGUUUAUAUUUUUGUGCGUGUUUCGUCGCUUGCUCUUUCAGCCGCUUCAUCUUUCCACUCUCUCUCUACAAAUCAGAUGGUAAGCUUCUUCAUCAUUAAUCUGUGUGUAUAUGUGCGUGUAUAUAUGAUAGUUGAAUGUGUAUUAAUGUAAUGGCUAUUGCAGGCACCUAAGAAAGAAAAGGCACCUCCCCAGCGCUCUUCCUCUCCCCCGGUUACAUAUAUGUGUGUUAUUUGGUCAUAUUUGAUAAUGCUAUCUUAAGCCCUGUUUGUGACCUAAUUAACUGUUGGUUUUAACAAUUCGUAAAAAAAUUAUCCAAUAAAAUUAGUUCAUAUUCUGUAGACAUGUCGUAAUAUGUAGUUGUGUUUUCUGGCAAAAAAAAAUCAUGUAGUUAAAAUGUAUAAGCUGGGACAUUGCGCUUCAUCAAAAUUUGCGGCUAUUGAGACUAUAUAAGUAGUGUAGUAUUGGAACUGAAUUAUUUGCCCGGUUCUUAUUAUAAUUUUGUACCUGAACUAGACAGGGAGAUCUAAUAAGAAUGUGUUUUCACCUGCACACACAUUUUUUUGUUUAAAACAUUGGGGAACAUGUAAAAUUAUGAGAUUGAACUAGCUGUGCUAGAGAUGAUGUUUUAAUGUGUGUAUCUGUAUGUUUUUACACGAUUUAUGAUAUCCAAAGUAUGUGUUUGAUUACUGUUGUAGAAAUUAAUAUUGUAUGUGUCGUUAUUCUGUAUAUUCUUAUCAUCUAUGUUGGGAUUUAAGAUCUUAAUCUCUGAUUUAUCACAUUAAUUUUACAGGUUUUGGUAUGAAUUCUAAUCUCAAUUCUUGCGGUGAACAACAAAAUGAAUUAGAAUGCUAUCUCCAUCCCAAAACGAACAUAUUAUUGCAUCUUGACUUUCUCAGAAGACUUCGUCAAGCUUUAUUGAUAGUGGCCAGAAUUGUAUAAGGUGUACAGGUGCUCUACGAUUGGUUGCUUCUGUUGCCCGUGCAUAAGCACAAUAAUCUGGCCAACAAACUUGAGAAAUCGGAUCGAAGUUUGUCACCCUGGUCGCGAUCAUAUGGUGGUAGCCAGAAUCAUAAAAGAAUACACAAAAAUACAUAGAAAUUCUAUAUUAUUCUCUGCCGAGAGGCUAAUUCCAUGACUCAAGUCUUUGUCAAGCAGAAUUUUUCAGGUCAUAAAUUGAGUUGUUUCGAGGAAGUUGUGUUUUUAACACUAAGCCCAGUAAAAAUCUACACACAUUUUAUAAUGUCAACAAAGGGACUGGAUUAUGAGUCCCUGAAUGAAAAUAUGAAGAAUACUCAAUAUGCUAUCAGAGGUGAGUUGUAUCUUCGAGCCUUGGAGCUCCAAGCGCAAGGGAAGGAGAUAAUCUUAACAAAUGUUGGAAAUUCUCAUGCUCUGGGACAAAAGCCUAUAACUUUUCCUUGCCAGGUGGUUGCUCUGUGUCAAGCUCCAUUUCUGAUGGAUGAUCCGAAUGUGGGAGUACUAUUCCCUGCAGAUGCCAUUGCCAGAGCUAAACAUUACCUGUCAAUGACCUCGGGCGGUCUAGGUGCUCACUGCAACGGAGGUGGCCUUCUUGGUAUCAGAAAAGAGGUGGCAGAGUUUAUUGAGAAGCGAGAUGGGUAUCCAAGCAUUAGCGAUCCGGAGCUUAUAUAUCUGACAGACGGCGCCAGCAAAUGAGUGAUGCAAAUCUUGCAAACCAUUAUUUGUGGUCAAGGUGACAGGAUUUUGGUUCUUGUUCCACAGUAUCCACUAUAUUCGUUUUAUGAACAGGUUGAUGAAUCUGUUCACAAGUUAGACAGUCGUGUUCCCCCUGCCGCGAAACAGCUAUCAAGCUGUGCCUUGAUUGCAGCUCAGAGUGCUUCUGCCUCUGCUCGGGCUGUGGUGUUUGUAGAGAAUGUGAACUUGGUGGAUACCGUCUCAGGACUUGCCAAAACCACAUAUGCAAAGUGUGACCCUGCUGCCAAGGGGAUGUAUAUGAAAUAUGAGCCAGUGGCUGAGCAAUGAGUGCUAUUUGCCUAUUUAGCAUAUUUACCCAUGGGUAAAUAAAUUUACCCAACUCCAAAAUUUUAUCUUUUAUGUUUAUGUUGAGGUAUUCUAUUUGCUCUGCACAAUGCCAUUUUACUCGAGGUCAAUUUUAUAUUUUAAUUAAUUUGCAUGAGUGUUCUUAUACAAGCUAGCAUACUAAUGGGUAGAUAUGGUUAUGCAUCUCCUGAGUAAAUAGUUACAGGUAAUUAUUGACUGUAGUACAUAUGUCUGUUUUGCUUCUUGCAGAAAUUUAUAGAUCUUUACUUUUUUUAAAAUUAUCUUCUAUGUUUAUGUUGAGGCAAUCUAUUUGCUCUGCACAAUGCCAUUUUACUCGAGUCAAUUUUAUAUUUUAAUUAAUUUCUUGAGUGUUCUUAUACAAGCUCGCAUACUAAUUGAUUAGAUCUUAUGUCUACUAUCAAGGUGCUAUUAACCAGUAUUAAAUUUGUUGAAUUAACCCUAUGCUCGAAAAGUCUUGACGGUGUAGAAAUGUUUGGUUUGACUUCGCCAGCUAUUGUGCAGUUCUAUCUAUAGAGUCCAAGCUCAACUUCUCCUUGCAAAAGGAUAAAGAAAAAAGGCUGGAAACGAGGUUCGAAUACAUUACAGGAUAAAUAGCACUCGAGUACAAUUUGUGGUAACGCGCUCGAUAAGUUACUUUGAGAUCGGAUGAUGAAGAUUCAACAAAGCAUAUCACUGACUGAUUAUCCAGAUUUAUUGAGCAAUAGGUUAUGUGGAUACUGCUUCACCAUCUGCUGGCAGUUCAUGGCAGUCUACGGAAAUGGAAAUGGAAAUUCAGUCCUUGCUUGAGAAACUACUUGAUGUCAAUGAUUCUAUGAGCCGAUGUGCUGCAUCUUCUGCUCCAACUACUUUGGUAACACAGAAACUGGCAAGGCACAGAGACAUACUUCAUGAGUUCACUCAGGCAUUUUUCUGGUAUUGUGGAUUAUACAAACUCUGAUGAUAUGAUAUAUGCUAUUAGAAAAUUGGAUGAGUCGGAGUUUAAAAAUGCCUUUUCCCACGGCGUGAUUCGAGUAAGGUUUAUGAUUCAAGCCGCGGUUCAGGUCACAGAGGCAGGAGUCGUAGCCAAAGCCGAAGUAAGAGUCGGAGCAGGAGCAAGAGCAAGCAAAAGGUUGCAGAACUGAAGUCGAGGUGAAUUUAUUUCAGGGUAGACAUAACAAGAAGAUAUUGCUUUAGUCGAUAAAUUUAUUUUGCUUCAGUACGCCGGUAGCAUAAAAGCUUGCACCGUGGUGGAUGGGAGAGGCUCUGCGGAUGAUCGAUGACACAAAUUUGAUAGGUGGACACCCCUGAUCAUCUGUUUUACCAAGAGCUGUAUCUGUAUCAUAUUAUCAGCCAUAGAUGAUCAAGUCUUCCUUUUGUAUUGUGCUAAAUCUUUCACUGCUGAGAUUGAGAAUCUCAGAAUUCUCCAGCAGUUGUACAUGGCUAGACCAAAUGGUUUUGUCAUCUUUUUCACUGAUGAUCCCAUCAGCAGCUCUCCCGUGUCUUCAUGGAGUUUGCUUCGUUUCUUGGACUCAAAUUUGAAGACUAAUGCUCGGACUGUGUCUGGAGCAUCUGGUAUUCAGUUUGUUCUAACAAUUUAUACCAAUGCAAGAAAGCAUUCCUCCUAGACAUAGCUGGAAACUGCUCACUCACACGUCUUCAAGUAUAGUGCUAGCUAGGUAAGUGUGUAUGUCUGUUCUUCGUAUGAUAUGCAGUUGACUCUUUCAUUACACAUCUAUGUAACUUUGCCUUGGAAAUCUCUUGCUUUUCACAAUUUUGAAUUCUCAAAUGUCCCCGAACUUCUUGCUUUGGGUAGUUCUGGGUAUUUUCAUGAUGGCCACAACCCUGAGGAUGUUUGCAACCUGCCAACGCCUCCAGGCACAAGCCCAAGCUCAUGCCGCUGCCGCCAGUGGUUUGUUAGCUCGCACUAAAUUUCGCCUGCACAUGCCACCAGCCAUAGCUUUGACACAAGAGGGAGAUUAAAAGGAUUGAGACUGCAUCUGGCACUUCUUGACAGUGAAUUUGAUGAUCUAGGUUUGUUGAUACUUAGUAGUAAGAGUUCACUUAUACACAGGGGAUGUAGUUCAAAAGCAUCUUCAUUGCAUUCACAUGCUUGCAAUCAAAUUGUGACUUAAUAGGUCUGUUUGUUUCCAUGUUUAGCUUGCGGGUAUAUGGAGUCAGUGUUUUAUUGUAACAUUGUUUGUUUGUUAUCUCCUUGCAUGAUGAUAGUAUCCUCGGAAUGGUGGCAGAUAGAUGUACAUAUUUUGUUUUUCUUUUUCCUGUAUAACUUGACCGGAAGUUUUUUUUUAUGCGGCAAACUAAGUUGAUUGUACACCUAUCAAAGAGUUGCAGUUAAUUA
This is a messenger RNA of Daucus carota subsp. sativus, 4934 nucleotides long. RefSeq names its product glutamate--glyoxylate aminotransferase 2-like. Gene Ontology annotation, molecular function: L-alanine:2-oxoglutarate transaminase activity; L-alanine:glyoxylate transaminase activity; glycine:2-oxoglutarate transaminase activity. Gene Ontology annotation, biological process: photorespiration. Lineage: Eukaryota; Viridiplantae; Streptophyta; Magnoliopsida; Apiales; Apiaceae. The record is from RefSeq and is a predicted model, not a curated record. The transcript is spliced from 22 exons. Bases 1694 to 2233 code for a protein of 179 amino acids.